This is a messenger RNA of Sciurus carolinensis (gray squirrel), 5837 nucleotides long. It is a transcript of the gene Arhgef11, whose product is annotated as Rho guanine nucleotide exchange factor 11. The transcript is spliced from 43 exons. Lineage: Eukaryota; Metazoa; Chordata; Mammalia; Rodentia; Sciuridae. Bases 206 to 4924 code for a protein of 1572 amino acids. The record is from RefSeq and is a predicted model, not a curated record. Gene Ontology annotation, molecular function: G protein-coupled receptor binding; guanyl-nucleotide exchange factor activity. Gene Ontology annotation, cellular component: cytoplasm. Gene Ontology annotation, biological process: Rho protein signal transduction; G protein-coupled receptor signaling pathway.
GGGACUAAGAAAGGAGACCAUGUUCACCGGUAGAAGUAGAAUGGAGCUUCAGUUACCAGGGUCCUGAGAACUGGAAGAAAAAGGAUUCAAUCUUCAAGUUGGGAGGCCCUCUUCUUACCUUUCUCAGAAAUUGCAAGGGAUUCAGUCCUGAUCAGCACUGAAGCUAUAGCAUUCUGGAACCAAACCGUGGAGACACCAAGAAACCAUGAGUGUAAGGUUACCCCAGAGUAUAGACAGAUCAGCCAGUAAAAAGCAGUCUCACCUGUCCAGCCCCAUUGCAGCCUGGUUAAGUAGCCUGUCAUCUCUGGGAGAUUCCACACCUGAGCGCAAGUCCCCUUCCCACCACCGCCAGCCUUCUGACACCUCAGAGACAACAGGUCUUGUUCAACGCUGUGUCAUCAUCCAAAAAGACCAGCAUGGCUUUGGCUUCACGGUCAGUGGGGAUCGCAUUGUUCUGGUGCAGUCUGUGCGACCUGGAGGUGCAGCCAUGAAAGCUGGUGUGAAAGAGGGCGACCGAAUCAUCAAAGUCAACGGCACCAUGGUGACCAACAGCUCACACCUGGAGGUGGUAAAGCUUAUUAAAUCUGGCGCCUAUGUUGCACUGACCCUCCUGGGCUCUUCACCUUCACCUGUUAGUGUCUCUGGGCUCCAACAGGAACCAUUCCUGGCAGGAGCUCCCCGAGUCAUCCCUGUGAUCCCACCACCUCCACCUCCACCUCUGCCACCUCCACAACGCAUCACAGGACCCAAACCUCUGCAGGAUCCUGAAGUUCAAAAACAUGCUACCCAGAUCCUCAGGAAUAUGCUGAGGCAAGAGGAAAAAGAGUUACAGCGUAUCUGUGAGGUGUAUAGCCGGAACCCCGCCAGCCUGCUGGAAGAGCAAAUCGAAGGUGCCCGGCGGCGUGUCACUCAGUUACAGCUGAAGAUCCAGCAGGAGACUGGUGGCUUAGUGGACAUACUUCCAACCUAUGGUGACACCAGCCAGAGACCAUCAGAAGGCCGUCUCUCUCUGGAUUCUCAGGAGGCAGACAGUGGCUUGGACUCUGGAACAGAGCGCUUCCCCUCCCUCAGUGAGUCAUUGAUGAAUCGGAAUUCGGUACCAUCAGACCCUGGACUAGACAGUCCUCGAACCUCCCCCGUGAUCAUGGCCAGGGUGGCCCAGCACCACAGGCGGCAGGGCUCAGAUGUACCAGUCCCUCCAUCCAGCAGUGACCAGGGUAUAGAUCAGAGCCCGAAGCCUUUAAUUAUUGGCCCAGAGGAAGAUUACGAUCCGGGUUAUUUCAACAAUGAGAGUGACAUCGUCUUCCAAGAUCUCGAAAAACUGAAGUCACGUCCAGCUCAUCUGGCAGUUUUUCUCCGUUACAUCUUCUCUCAGGCAGACCCCAGUCCACUGCUUUUUUACUUGUGUGCAGAAGUUUAUCAGCAGAUAAACCCCAAGGAGUCCCGAAGCUUGGGAAAAGACAUCUGGAAUAUUUUCCUAGAGAAAAAUGCGCCUCUCAGAGUGAAGAUCCCUGACAUGUUACAAGCUGAAAUUGAUCUGCGCCUGCGGAAUGGUGAGGACAUCCGGGGCAUUCUAUGCGAAGCUCAGGAGGCAACCAUGCCUGAGAUCCAGGAGCAGAUCCAUGACUACAGAACCAAACGCACUCUGGGGCUGGGCAGCCUCUAUGGUGAAAAUGACCUGCUAGACCUGGAUGGGGACCCUUUGCGAGAGCGCCAAAUGGCCGAGAAGCAGCUGGCUGCCCUCGGAGAUAUAUUGUCUAAGUACGAGGAAGACAGGAGUGCCCCCAUGGACUUUGCCCUCAAUACCUACAUGAGCCAUGCUGGAAUCCGUCUUCGGGAGGCAAGACCCUCCAACACAAUUGAAAAGGCCCAAUCUGCACCUGACAAGGACAAGUGGCUGCCCUUCUUCCCUAAGACCAAGAAGCAGAGCAGCAAUUCCAAGAAAGAAAAGGAUGCCUUGGAGGACAAAAAGCGAAAUCCCAUCCUCAAAUACAUUGGGAAGCCCAAAAGCUCUUCUCAGAGCACAUUUCAUAUUCCCUUGUCCCCUGUGGAAGUCAAGCCAGGCAAUGUGAGGAACAUCAUUCAGCACUUUGAGAACAGCCAGCAGUAUGAUGCCCCAGAACCGGGGACACAGCGACUCUCAACAGGAAGCUUUCCCGAGGACCUGCUGGAGAGUGACAGUUCACGCUCAGAGAUUCGCCUGGGCCGUUCUGAGAGCCUUAAGGGCCGGGAAGAGAUGAAACGAUCUCGGAAGGCAGAGAAUGUGCCCCGUUCUCGAAGUGAUGUUGACAUGGAUGCGGCUGCUGAAGCCACUCGCCUCCACCAGUCAGCCUCAUCUUCUGCCUCCAGCCUCUCCACCAGGUCUCUUGAGAACCCAACCCCUCCCUUUACCCCCAAAAUGGGCCGCAGGAGCAUCGAGUCCCCCAGUCUGGGCUUCUGCACAGAUGCCCUCCUUCCCCACCUUUUAGAGGAUGAUCUGGGCCAAUUGUCUGACCUGGAACCAGAGCCAGAUGCCCAGAACUGGCAGCAUACAGUGGGCAAGGAUGUGGUAGCUGGGCUGACUCAGAGGGAAAUCGACCGACAGGAGGUCAUCAAUGAACUGUUUGUGACUGAAGCUUCUCAUCUGCGUACACUCCGGGUCCUGGACCUCAUCUUCUACCAGAGAAUGAAGAAGGAGAAUCUGAUGCCCCGGGAGGAGCUAGCCCGUCUCUUCCCUAAUCUGCCUGAACUCAUAGAGAUCCACAAUUCCUGGUGUGAAGCCAUGAAGAAGCUUCGGGAUGAGGGUCCCAUCAUCAAAGAAAUCAGUGACCUCAUGUUGGCUCGGUUUGAUGGUCCUGCCCAAGAGGAACUCCAGCAAGUGGCUGCACAAUUCUGUUCCUAUCAGUCAAUAGCCUUAGAGUUGAUUAAAACCAAGCAGCGCAAAGAGAGCCGCUUCCAGCUCUUCAUGCAGGAGGCUGAGAGCCACCCUCAGUGCCGGAGGCUGCAGCUCAGAGACCUCAUCAUCUCUGAGAUGCAGCGACUCACCAAGUACCCACUGCUGCUGGAAAACAUCAUCAAGCACACAGAAGGUGGCACACCUGAGUAUGAGAAGCUCUGCCGGGCUCGAGAUAAGUGCCGGGAGAUUCUCAAGUUUGUGAAUGAAGCAGUGAAGCAGACAGAGAACCGGCACCGAUUAGAAGGCUAUCAGAAACGCCUAGAUGCCACUGCCUUGGAGAGGGCCAGCAACCCUCUGGCAGCAGAGUUCAAGAGCCUGGAUCUUACAACCAGGAAGAUGAUCCAUGAGGGGCCCCUGACCUGGAGGAUUAGCAAGGAUAAGACUUUGGACCUCCACGUUCUGCUGCUGGAGGACCUGCUAGUGCUGCUGCAGAGACAGGAUGAGAGGCUUUUGCUUAAGUGCCACAGCAAGACAGCCGUGGGCUCCUCAGACAGCAAGCAGACCUUCAGCCCCGUACUCAAGCUCAACGCUGUGCUCAUUCGCUCCGUGGCUACAGAUAAACGGGCCUUCUUCAUUAUCUGCACAUCCGAACUGGGCCCUCCUCAGAUCUAUGAGCUGGUUGCAUUGACAUCAUCAGACAAGAACACAUGGAUGGAGCUCUUAGAAGAAGCUGUGCGGAACGCCACCAGGCACCCUGGAGCUGCCCCAACACCCAUCCAUCCCCCACCCGCAGGCCCUCAGGAACCAGCUCACCAGGGCCCAGCCCCCAGCAGGAUAAUACUGGAUGAUUCAGAAGUGUUUCAUAGUGAACCAGAACCCGAGGAACUCACUGGAGGCACUGGGCUCCAGCAGAGAGUCCAGGGGAAGCAGCCCAGGCCACCAGAGGAUCCUGAGCAGGAGAGUAGUACAGAGGAGGAAGAGUCAGGUGCCAUGCCUCACCUUCCUGCAUCCCUGGAUGGAGAGAAAAGGGACCCCAUCCAGCUGGCCCUCCCAGGCCCUCUGUUCAUAGAAGGACUUGCUGAUUCAGCCUUGGAAGAUGUGGAAAACCUGCGGCACCUGAUCCUGUGGAGCCUGCUUCCAGGACACACUGUGGACACUCCAGCUGUUGUGGAGCCCGAAGAUGACCUGACACCUACACCUUCUGUCAUCAGCAUCACCUCUCAUCCCUGGGACCCAGGAUCCCCAGGACAGGCUCCUACUGGAGAUGAUGGAGACAGUACCCAGCUCCCAGGGCCACAAGGAGCCCAGGCAGAGCAGAAAGACACAGUGCUCUAUUCUCUGGCACACCUGCCCCCAAGGACCAGAAACUCUGGCAUCUGGGAGUCUCCUGAGCUGGAUAGGAAUCCACCUGAAGAGGCUUCAGGCACACAGGCAGCAGGAAGUUACAAAGUUGUAAGAAAAGCUGAGGUGGCAGGCAGCAAAGUUGUCCCUGCACUACCAGAGAGUGGCCAGUCCGAGCCUGAGCCACCUGAAGUGGAAGGCGGAUCAAAGGCUAUGGGGAACUGUUUUUAUGUCAGCAUGCCAGCAGGACCUCUGGACUCCAGCACUGACUCUUCUGGGGCACCCACAAGCCCAUCCCAGCCUGGUAGCCUCCCUGGCUGGCAGACAGAGCCUCAGCCCCAGCUGCGGGGAAGCAGUAGAGAUCAAGGACGCUUUAGCCACUCUCCUCCGAGCCUGGCCCUCAGGGACGUGGGCAGGAUCUUCCGUACCAUUGAGCAGCUCACCCACAAGCUCAACAGGCUUAAGGACAUGGAACUGGCCCACAGAGAGCUACUGAAGUCCCUUGGGGGAGAAUCAUCUGGUGGCACCACACCUGUGGGCAGUUUCCACAUAGAGGCAGCCAGGUGGACAGACAGCUCCCUCUCACCUCCAGCCAAGGAAGCCCUGGCCUCUGACUCCCAGAACAGCCAUGAACCAGGGUCCUGCCCUGAGGAUGGCUCUGAUGCCCCCCUGGAAGACAGCACCACAGACACGUCACCUGGACUGUAACCAUCCAAACCUCCUCCUGUGGAAGAGGCCCUUGGGGAAACAGAUACAGCCAAGGCCUAGGGGGAGACCCGCAUGUUGCUUGGUCUGCUCAGAAUGGAGUCAAGUUUCAGUGUCUUUUCCCCCUCCCUUUAGCCCUUCCCUCCGAGGCCUUUGUCUCCUGAGCAUGCUGACUGCUUCUGAAAGGCCCCAUUCAUGAUGGUCUGCCCCCUCUCAGAGUAUGGGUGCACAAGAGGAGGGGAGGAGGCUGCUGUGUUAAUGCACUUUCUCCCUCCCCUCUCCACAGGCCCCAGCAAGCAGGGUGCCUACCCCUCCUCUUUGUCACUUUGGUUUCUUAUAAAUAUGUAUGUAUUGUAUGUGCAUCUUUGCUAUUGUAAAUAACUUGACCUUUUUUGUUUCUGUCCCCGGAGGGCUGGAAGUGGUUACAGAGGGACUGCUGAGGUUAGAGGGGCUUCACUGGCAUCUCUGGUUAGCAACCCAGCUCCAGGGUCAGGGCCUGAAAACAGAGCUAAACCAGACCACUGUCCUCUGAGGACAAGAAGGUCUCCCCCGGCUCCAGCCCUACCUAGCUCCAGAGCCCCUCCUCUGGCCUGGUGCUGAGCUACCCCUUCUUCCUACAACUCAUCCUCAUCCUGGUCAGGAGACAGGGCUGUGGGGAACUUCUUCCCCUACCUGUGUCCCCCCUUCCCCAGUCUGCCCCUAUAGAAAACCCGUGUAGCAGGUACGGAGCUGAAAAUGGACCCCAGGAGGAGGGCUGGGGAUUUGAAUGCUGGAGUCCCUGAAUUAAUCCAGGACCAUCCCAGGAGCCACUGCAGCAUUGGCCCAUGUCCUCACUCCACAUCCCACUGAACAGAAUAUACACACUGUGCUAGGUGUAUAUAUACAUAUAUAUAUAUAUAUAUAAAUAUAUAUAUAA